This is a messenger RNA of Mesocricetus auratus (golden hamster), 3224 nucleotides long. It is a transcript of the gene Gosr2, whose product is annotated as golgi SNAP receptor complex member 2. The coding region runs from base 129 to 767 and encodes 212 amino acids. Gene Ontology annotation, biological process: vesicle fusion; intra-Golgi vesicle-mediated transport. Gene Ontology annotation, cellular component: Golgi apparatus; SNARE complex; late endosome membrane. Lineage: Eukaryota; Metazoa; Chordata; Mammalia; Rodentia; Cricetidae. Gene Ontology annotation, molecular function: SNARE binding; SNAP receptor activity. The record is from RefSeq and is a predicted model, not a curated record. The transcript has 6 exons.
ACCACGGGACAGGCGCACUAGCGGGCGCCCUACUCACAAGGGCGGGUCCUGAGACCGGAAGUCGGAAGCCGGAAGUGGGGCUGUGAGGACGUGUUCCGAGGAAGCCGCAGGCCGGCUCGGCCGGCGUCAUGGAGCCGCUGUACCAACAAACGCACAAGCAGGUUCACGAGACCCAGUCUCACAUGGGACGCCUGGAGACUGCAGACAGGCAGUCUGUGCACUUAGUAGAAAAUGAAAUCCAAGCAAGCAUAGACCAGAUAUUCAGCCAUCUAGAGCGUCUGGAGAUUUUGUCCAGCAAGGAGCCCCCUAAUAAAAGGCAGAGUGCCAAACUCCGUGUCGACCAACUCAAGUAUGAUGUCCAGCACCUGCAGACAGCCCUCAGGAACUUCCGGCACCGGCGCCAUGCCAGGGAGCAGCAGGAGAGACAGCGAGAUGAGCUUCUGUCUCGAACCUUCACCACUAACGACUCUGACACCACCAUACCCAUGGAUGAAUCACUGCAGUUUAAUUCCUCCCUCCAGAACAUUCACCACGGCAUGGAUGACCUCAUUGGAGGCGGGCACAGUAUUCUGGAGGGACUGAGGGCCCAGAGACUGACCUUGAAGGGGACUCAGAAAAAGAUCCUUGACAUUGCCAACAUGCUCGGCUUGUCUAACACAGUGAUGAGGCUAAUUGAGAAGCGGGCCUUCCAAGACAAGUACUUCAUGAUCGGAGGGAUGCUGCUCACUUGUGCAGUCAUGUUCCUUGUGGUACAGUACCUGACAUGAGCCAGCUGUACCCAGCACGGAAUAGCCUUCCCACUGUGUGCACAUGUGCAAGCAGGAAGUGGGCUGGGAGGCCACCUUUUGAAAUGUAUGCCUUAACUGUGAAGACACCCCUCCCCCCAGGACUAAUUGUGGCUUAGUAUCAAACCUGCUUUGUUUUCUGUGACAUCUGGGGAGUGGGAACUGGGGUCACCAAGAUGUGUGGUGCUUAGGAAGUGGGUCAAGAUCCUAUUAUCUGGUUCUCACUGGGGGAGGGAUGGGUGGGUUUUGUGGUCUGUCCAUACAGUUAAUGCUUGCCCUGGAAAGCCUGCAUGGUGACGCUUGCACACAGGACUGUCCACACUGGUCAUUCCUUGUCAUCACCCGCCCUCUGUGGCUCCUGAUGGGUGGGCUGGGACACAAGUGAGAAGAUGAGGAAAGAAGUCUUUCCUUGUGCCUUCUGGGAUAGAUCAGUUCUCACAUCCUCUAGCCACUCCCUAGUCCCAACCCCUAAGAAAACAUGACACGUAGGUGACUAACUGCUAACACCAGCACACUUCCCUGGAAGCAGCUACUCCAGGGAAGUGGAGACAUUGGAGUUGCUGCUGAUAGUGUAAGCUUUUCCAUGCCACGGUUACUGGGUGUUUGUCCUUCCUGAGGUGAGGCCAGCAGUGUUCCUGGGGAGUGUUCAGUCUGGACACAAGUCCUGAGUCACCAGUGUUUUUCCAGUUAAUACAGCAAUUGACUCUUACAGUUGAGAGACAGUAGCUUGGCACCUCCACCCAGACUUCAGUGGGUGGGCCUUUGCCCCUUUGAAAGUAGCCAUGAGCAAAGGGUGAUUUAUAAGCUGCAGACUUAUCUAGUUUUGCCAUCUCAAAUUCCUGUGACUAGCUCUCCUCUCCCUUGAAAUAUAUUAGCAAUAUAUCAAUCCACUAACCCUCCCUGUUCCCCAGCCCUUGUAGGCCACCCUGGAGAUGUCCCUGGUAAGUAUAUCUUUAUGAGACUGUUUCAGGGACCAGGUCAUUUUUACUUUGCCCAGCCAUGAUUAAGGCUAUAUCAAUACCUGGUGUAUUGUAGAAUUUUUUUUUUGAAAAAUAAUAUAUCUUGAGCACACUUAUUGUGCUUAGUCUCUGAAAGUACCAGAAAGAUCUAGUGAUUUUAUUUGUUCUCUAGUCACAGACCCACCCAAACAAUCCUAAACUUAGUAGCCUCAUGGUGGGACAAUCAGACACCCAGAAUUCCUCAGAACUGGAAACCUGGUCAGUAUUAACCCUACCUUUGAUUGCCCUGCUUAUCUUUGCUUAAGUGCCCUCUGUGCCAUGUCCCUCUUCACAGUGUGUGUUACAUACCACCUCUCUCCUAUUGAGUAGCAGCGUUGGUCUCUUGGGUACAUCUGUGGGAUCCCUUUGGGGAACUUUAUCAGCAGUCACACUUUUAACCUGUCUUUCCUGGGUACUAAUUUCAGAUUCUGGUCAGAUUCAGCGUCUGUUGCUCCUUCCGCUCUAGGCUAAAUGGGCCCUCAGUGGCCAGGAAGUAAGGAUCUGUGACUCCUCUAGGGAGAAUUGAUAAUUCUGUGGAGUGAAAACAAUGGCCCCGAGAGGAGAGAGGAAGCUUGUAGCAUCUUCAGACCUAGGUCUCACUUUGGGGACACAAAUUGGCAUGAGCUACUGGCUGGCCAUAAAAUGGAGUUUAGACUGCAUAGACCUGACUGCCCUGCCCCCUGGGCACCCCACAAUCCCAUCAGACAACGUGCUUUGGAAGAUGCACAAGUUAAAACUUGAGCCAUUUGGACUCAAAAUGUGGGCAGCAAAAGCUCCCUGCCCUUUGCCCUUCAGUGAUGGUUGGGACAGUGUUCCCACACUUGUCUUUGUAGUGCUCCUUGGCUUUGAUAAACCUGAUGUUCUGCCUUCGCAGCCAGGUCUCCCUAACUUUGGAAUAAAAGUUGCAGUGGGUGGGCGUCUUCACUACCUGGGAGUAGAGAACAGUAGUAGCCAGAGGAUCUGGAUGCUGAGGGCAUUGAGCUGGCUGCCUCACGGCUGCCCUCCCUUGCAUUCCCAUGCAGUACCUUGUGAGAUCACCCCGACCUGACUGGGUACAACUGUCCUCAGUGGUGGAAAGGGCCAGAGCCGGAAUGGAUGCCCUCUAGUGGGGUAAGACUGAGUUCUAGCUGCAGCCCAGCAGGUGGUGUGUGCAGCUUGGUGCCGCUGUGUAAUAGUAUACAUCUACUUAAUACAGGCGUGAUGUAAAGCAGGUAGGGCACCUGUAUUAAAUAGAUGUAUAAUCCAUGUGUGGCCACUUUAAGGAAAGCAGAGCCCAGGGACCAAGUAAGUAGUCUAGGUUUUACAGGUGUGCUCCAAGCUUUCUUGAAAGCCAGCUUGCCCUGUUGAAUUUAAAUCGCUUUAAUUGGCAAAUUAUACUUACACCCCUUGUUUUCAGAACAUGUCAGCUGAAUAAAGUUGAGGUUUAUUUAGAAAACUUUAA